Messenger RNA from Parus major (Great Tit), 3693 nucleotides. RefSeq names its product protein phosphatase 1 regulatory subunit 12B-like. Gene Ontology annotation, cellular component: Z disc; A band; cytoplasm. The coding region runs from base 98 to 661 and encodes 187 amino acids. The transcript is spliced from 7 exons. The record is from RefSeq and is a predicted model, not a curated record. Gene Ontology annotation, molecular function: protein kinase binding; enzyme inhibitor activity; phosphatase regulator activity. NCBI's taxonomy places the organism in Eukaryota, Metazoa, Chordata, Aves, Passeriformes, Paridae.
AUAGUUUAAUUAGUUUGUUCUGACCUUGGAAGAAGGACCUGCCCAGCACCGUAGAGCGACAGGAGAGCAAGACUGGUGUUGCUUCUCAGCCAAGGCCAUGUCGUCCCUGUACACCAGGAGUAAGGAAUACACUCGCAGCAGGAAGGCUCAGUCAGACUCUCCCCCGUCCUCUCCUUCCCCGAUCGCAAAGACACUCAGACAUGAGAGACUUUCCAGGUUGGAAGCAGCUCCAAACCCCAGCACGAGUGAGUCGUCGUACAGCGACCGCGCCUCGGCCCGCUCCAGUGCCUACAGCCGCAGGGAGAGCCGGCUCGCCGCCCUCAGCAGCCGGGCUGACGACGAGAGCAACAGGGACUACAAGAAAUUAUACGAGAGUGCCCUGUCUGAAAAUCAAAAGCUGAAGUCAAAGCUGCAAGAAGCCCAGCUUGAGCUGGCUGACAUCAAAGCAAAGUUGGAAAAAGCAACCCAGCAGAAACAGGAGAAAACUUCUGACCGGUCCAGCAUGCUGGAGAUGGAGAAGAGGGAGAAGCGAGCCCUUGAGCGGAAACUCUCUGAAAUGGAGGAGGAAAUGAAGAUUUUGACAGAGCUGAAGUCAGACAACCAAAGGCUGAAGGAUGAGAACGGAGCCCUUAUUCGUGUCAUCAGCAAACUCUCCAAAUAGGAAUCCUGAGCAAAGGCAGGACAAGGAGGGGUGUCCUACACCAGCUGCCAACCCCAGCACCGAGCCCUUCCCUUUCCUUCCCGUCACGUACAGCAAACGUUUCAGCCCUGGGAUCAAUGUCACACCUGCCUUGCCCUGCCCAUUGCUGUACAUUCCCUUUUCACCCCAAUUCCCCCCCAAAACACCCCCUGCCAUUUUUGUUUUUUUAAUUUAUGCAUGUUGUGGUAUCUCGGACAUUUUAUUCAAGGGAGAAAUGUGAGGACUGGGUUUGAGCUGCCAAAACUUCUUCCAGAAGCUCAGUGUUUGGUUUUGGACUUGGACCUGGGGUGGGAAGCUCUUGCUGUAAAAUGUGACAUCUGAAGAACUUAGCCCAGCAUAUCCAGGCCCUUUGCAGGUGGGAAAUGUGAACAUGGGCUGGGACUCUGGGGAUGUGCAUCAGCCCACUGAGACGUGGGACUCUGGUUCAAUGUGAUGCUUUUAAAGCCACCAGAGCUCAUGUUUGUCACAGGCUGAUGAGCUCUUUUGCAGAGACCUUCUCCUCUUGCCCCACUAGACUGAGUCUUCUGUUUAAGAUUUUGAACUUGUUCAGUAACAUCAGUGCUGACACUCGGUGUCAGACCCUCAUCCCUCACCCUCCCUUUACCCCUGGCUGAUCCUGUGUCACGUUGUGUCCUUCCAGGGCUCCUGUCUCUGUGGUUGGGAGCAUCCAGUUGCCAACUGGACUCUUGUUCCUGGGACAGGAUACAUCCCAGGCACUUGCUGAGCUUGCUGAAGGACAAAUUUGAACCCUACAGGUCUUCUGCUGCUCUCACCUGUGUGUGAGCAUAAAUCACCUUUCAGGGAACUGUGCCCAUGCCAGAAGCCAGCCUCCCCUUCCCAAGAGCCAUCUGGGACAUUUCCUGCUGCCUCCCUGCAGGCAAAGCCCCAUGGCAGAGCCUGGUCUGGUACUUUGGGUCUCCCUGUUUGAUUUGAAGCAGGAUUUGUAGAGGGAGAAUGGCAGCAUCCUGUCCCCCACACCUUGGAAAGGUCAGGGUGUGUCAGAGGGACAAGGAGCUGCUGGUGACUGAAUCACCAUGAUGAAAUUAUUCUGACCUGUUAAAAACUUGUGAUAAGUUUUGGUCUUGAAGGAAACCUCCAGAAAUGCUCCUCUUUAACCUUACAUGCACUCUGAACAGUUUGGAAUUGUUCUCUGCCAUGGGCAUUUUUACAUUGGCUUCUCUCUCCGUGCUGUGGGACAUCAUCAGGUCUGUUGAGCUUCCCAUUAACAGACUCCUCUCAAACAAUAUCUCCCCUCCCAUAGACAUCCUGCUGGAUCCAAAACAUUUUCCCAUUUAAAUCCUUCCAUAUCUGUCCUUUAAUCCCCUUUGUCCUUCAGCUCCCCAGGCUCUGGCCAAGGGCAGCAGUUCUUGGUCACUGAACCUGGAGGUGGCCAUGGAGCAGCUCUACCACGUUCCUGAGCAGCUCUGCUGGCUCUGGCUGGGGGGACUCUCCACUGCCAGAGAGAUGAGAUACUUGAACAUGAGCAGAAUACUUGAGCUUGCUCAACAGGGUAAAACUUAACUCUGUCAGGCAAUCCUGGGCUUUUUCAAACCUUCUGCUGCUUAUUGCCUCAGAAAGCAUCUCUGUUUUCUUCUCCCUGGGGUUUGCUCUCCUUGUUUGUUUUUUUUUUCCCUCUAAUUCUCCAUUUUCCCCCCUUCCCCUCCCUGUCCUGCCUGUUUCCACCUCUCUUGCUCUUCCUGGAGCUUCCAGUUUUCCCCAGGCAGCUCUGACCACAAGUUGCUCUUCAGCUGGUGGAGCCAUUUGUGCAGCUGAGGCAUCAUUUCUGAGGCCCUUCCUCUGCUGCUGAGCUUUGGGAGGAAGAGACCAAAGCUGGUAAAGGCAUCAGGGUUUCUGCAGAGCACUGCCUAAGCCAGGCAUCCUUUUUAUAUUCCUUGAUUUUAACCUUGCUCUAUUUAACAGCUUUAAGUCUUGAGAUCCAGUCAAUGCUUCCCCUGCACGCUGUUCCCUCUUGGUGCACUCUUCAUGUGAGUACUUUUGCUGUUCUUGAUGUUUUCUCUCUUGGUGACCCACUCCUCCCUCUGGCUCUGGCUCUGGCUCUGCUCAGGAGAUCGGGGAUCAGGAGCCUGGUCCCUUCUGUGCCACGUGGAGGAGGAGACGCUCCCCAGCUGGGCAGGAGGAGGAGGAGAGUUUGGAGUAAAGAUCCUGUUCUUCUCACAGGAGGUUCCUGGCAGCAGCAAGCCUGGUGUCUGUUUUAGGGAGAGGGUUCAGCCCAAUCUGACAAAUCCAUCCCACACUGAUGUUUUGCCCCUUCCUACCAGGACACUCACUGUGCUUUUUCCCAAGGAUCAGGGUGGGAAGGCUGUGGGAGGCUCCUUCUUCUGAGUGGCACCUUGCAAAGCCAAACCACUUCAGCUGAAGUGUCUGCUUAGCACUGGAUCCUCCCGAGCCCUGGGCCCCACAGCUCAGUGUCCCUGAGCAGCCAAAGCGUCUCCUCGUGACGUCCCAACUGCAAACCAAAUUCUUGAGAAUGGAUUUUCUUUUGUCUCACUUCAUGCCUGACAUAACCAGUGCACUGAGGAGGUGACACACAGGACACCUCAAACCCUGUGCUUGGGACAGGGUGCAGAGCAAAUAGGUUUUAAAAUUGAUCCCUCUUGGAAUCAGAGCAUUUGCCAGACGUGGUCUCCCUUGGGGAACGUGAGAUUUUUUUUCUGAGCAAUUGCUUGGGGUGAGUUAAUUUUUAUUGCUUGGGGUGAACCCACCUGUUGUGGCUCCAAGUUUGGUGAUGGCUCUUUGUAAAUAAACUCCUUGGAGAAGCAGGACUGGCUGACGAGAUGGGGAGAGAAUGUAUUUUUAUGCAACCUUUGAGUGGCCUUUCAAACCCUGAGAUGAAUGAUUUGUUUUACUGGUUGUUGUUAUAUAGUAUUAUAAGUAUUAUGUGUUUGAAAGUUUGGGAAUAAUAUUCACAGCUAUGAUGCUUGUAAACACAACAGUAUUUAUAAAUGAAUAAAAUAAGAGUUGAUAAAAUAGAA